Seriola aureovittata is the source of this 7670-nucleotide messenger RNA. RefSeq names its product solute carrier organic anion transporter family member 3A1-like. Bases 724 to 2826 code for a protein of 700 amino acids. Gene Ontology annotation, molecular function: protein binding. Gene Ontology annotation, biological process: transmembrane transport; sodium-independent organic anion transport; prostaglandin transport. The transcript is spliced from 10 exons. The record is from RefSeq and is a predicted model, not a curated record. Gene Ontology annotation, cellular component: membrane. NCBI's taxonomy places the organism in Eukaryota, Metazoa, Chordata, Actinopteri, Carangiformes, Carangidae.
AGCUGCACUAACACACACAAGAGCAGUUGCGUUCGCAGCAAUAACAAAGAAGAAAUAAAACCAAUUUGUGCUAUGUCAUUACACGACCAGCAGAUCUGUUCUCGUGGUGGAUUUUGCUGGAUACUUCGGUGAGUCAACUGAUGAGAUGUUGCAUCUUUGUGGCAAUGACAAAAGCUGAACGUGUGCACAGGUAAAAUGAUGAUGUUGAGAAAAACGUUGAAGGAGAGGGGGAGGAACGGAGAGAGAGAGGGAGAGAGAGAUUACACCUCUCUCGCCCUGCUUUGGUCUUUGAAUGGGAGGAGCAACAUACCACAGCCUGCAGUAUGCAGAGCUGCAGAUCAGAACCGGGCUCAGAAACCAAAACUAGUCGGCACCAGUCGAGGGAGGAGAUGUAACAUCCCGGAUGUGGAGAAACAGCGUCCUGUAAUUCUACGUCGGGUCUUAGAAGCCGUCACACAUAUACAUGCGUAACCUACGUAUUUAAAUAUGAUGUAGCCGAUACGCACUGGCUGGACAGGCGGUGAAGAGAGGUCGCUGACGGACUGUGCGUAAUGCUGAGUGGACAGCAGCAUUUCUCGCUGUAUAUUCCAGCCUAGACGGGCUAUUGACAGGAGAUUCGCACUUCUUCUGCAGUGCAGCUCGUCAUCAGAACCCGAUGCGCUCCGCCGGACCGGACCCGUUCAGUUUCAUGCCGUCCAACCCGACUGGAGCCUGAGCCGAAGGAUGCAGGUUAAAAACCAGAUCUGCACCGAGCGGAGCAGCACCGACGACCCGGAGCAGGAUGACAACCAGAAGAAGACCUCGUGUUUUUCCAACAUUAAGAUUUUCCUGGUGUCGGAAUGUGCGCUCAUGUUGGCACAGGGCACCGUGGGCGCCUAUCUGGUAAGUGUUUUAACAACUCUGGAGAGACGCUUCAACCUCCAGAGUGCCGAUGUGGGCGUCAUAGCCAGCAGCUUCGAAAUCGGCAACCUGGCCCUCAUCCUGUUUGUCAGCUACUUUGGCGCCAAGGCCCACAGACCCCGCCUGAUUGGCUGCGGGGGGAUCGUCAUGGCCCUGGGGGCAUUGCUAUCAGCCCUGCCAGAGUUCCUGACUCAUCAGUACGAGUACGAGGCCGGGGACUCAUGGCACGCUGAGGACGGCAGGGACGUCUGCUCCAACAUCUCCAGGUCAGAAAACCGAGACUCUGGGUUUAAAUGUGGCAACCGAGCCAACACCAACAUGAUGUACCUUCUGCUGAUCGGAGCCCAGGUUCUGCUGGGCAUUGGAGCAACACCUGUCCAGCCUCUGGGAGUGUCCUAUAUCGAUGACCAUGUCCACAGGAAGGACUCCUCACUGUAUAUAGGUAUUUUAUUUUCCACGCUGGUGUUUGGCCCGGCCUGUGGCUUCAUCUUAGGUUCCGUCUGUACCAAAGUCUAUGUUGAUGCUGUCUUCAUUGACACCAGUAAGCUGGACAUCACCCCAGAUGACCCUCGCUGGAUCGGGGCGUGGUGGGGCGGCUUCCUCCUUUGUGGUGCCUUACUCUUCCUGUCAGCCCUCUUCAUGUUCGGCUUCCCCCAGGCGCUGGACGAGCAGGACAUGGACGGUGGAGGGGAGAGUGAGCAGGCCAUGCUGCCUUCUUCCCUGACCCUGGAAUACCAGGGCUCUAAACCCAACGGGGCCAUUCAUGGUUUUGAUAUGAACAGUGGACUCUCAGUCUGUGAGCAUCUGAGAGUAAUCCCCCGGGUAACCAGGCACCUACUCUCUAAUCCAGUGUUCAGCUGCAUCACGCUGGCAGCCUGCAUGGAGAUAGCUGUAGUUGCUGGCUUUGCUGCCUUCCUUGGCAAAUACCUGGAGCAGCAGUUCAACCUUACCACCUCCUCAGCCAAUCAGCUGCUAGGUAUGACGGCGAUCCCCUGUGCCUGUCUGGGUAUCUUCCUCGGAGGGCUGCUGGUUAAGAAGCUGAACCUGUCUGCUCUGGGUGCUGUCCGUAUGGCCAUGCUGGUCAACCUGGUGUCCACUGCCUGCUACGUCUCUUUUCUCUUCUUGGGGUGUGACACUGGACCUGUCGCAGGGGUUACAGUGGCCUAUGGCAACGAGACAUUGCAGUCUUGGCAGAGACCUGAGUCAGCAUGCAUCAGUAACUGUAACUGCUACACAGCAUCAGUGAGCCCCGUCUGUGGUUCCAAUGGAGUCACCUACCUCUCAGCCUGCUUCGCUGGCUGCACCAAACCAAACCUGACCAGCUGUACGUGUAUAUCCAGCAACAGUGAAGAUGCAGUGGCUUUGCCAGGAAAGUGUCCCAGUCCAGGCUGUCAGCAGGCCUUCCUCACCUUCCUAUGUGUUAUCUGUGUGUGCAGCAUGAUCGGAGCGAUGGCCCAGACGCCCUCCGUCAUCAUCCUCAUCAGAACCGUAAGUCCAGAGCUUAAAUCGUACGCCCUUGGAGUUCUGUUCCUGCUCCUGAGACUUAUAGGCUUCAUCCCUCCCCCUCUGAUCUUCGGCAUGGGCAUCGACUCCACCUGUCUGUUCUGGAGCUCGGUUUGCGGCGAGAAGGGAGCCUGCAUGCUGUAUGACAACGUGGCCUACAGGCAUCUGUACGUCAGCAUCGCCAUCGUCCUCAAGUCAUCAGCCUUCGUCCUGUACACCACCACGUGGCAGUGUUUGAGAAAGAACUACAGGAAGUACAUCAAGAACAGCGAGGGUUACCUCACUCCCACCGAACUCUUUGCCUCCAAUGUGACUCUGGACAAUUUGGGCAAGGAGAUCACGCAGAACCCAGUCAACAGGACAAAGUUCAUAUACAACCUGGAGGACCAUGAGAUGUGUAACAACAUGGAGUCAGUUUUAUAGUGUCACUCUGCACCAGGACUGCAGACUAGAACUGUUAAUGUGCAACUGACCUGAUGUGCGAUGUUUCUUUGGUGUCGUCUUGGUUUAGAGGAAUGUCCUCAGUAAGGGUUUUAUCUUCUUCUCACCCAAAACAUCAGACAUAAUGACAAAAUUGAAGAGGUGUUUCCCAAAAUGCUCUAUAUCCACAUUGCACUCAAUUUUUUAUUUUCUAUUUUUUACUAAAAUAUAAAUUAUCCAGUAUUUUGUCAAAAAAAACAACACAUUUCUUUUUGUUUUAGCAUUUUUUUUUCUAAUUUGACACGUGAGUAGGGAUUGAAAGCAAACACUGGGAGAGAAAGGAGGAAUGACACAUAAACUCCGCCAUAUUUCAAAGAGGGAUGUUGCAGUUAUGUGUUAUGCAUCCUAGACUAUUCAUCUACCAGAACACCCCAGGAUUGAUUUUCUUUAUAGUAACACCAUUAAAAGUUAAGUGAAAAUAGUCAUAUUAGAUUUAGAUGUACUUUAAAUCCAGAGCUGUGUGAGAAGCAGAAAUCUGUUUAUUCAUCGGCUUCAUUAGACAGUUUAUUUUCCUUUAGAAGGAAGUUUUUCUCAGGUCCAAAUGUCAGAUAGAGUGAGAGUUAACAUGGUCGUUCAUUGUUAGAUGAUGCAUUUUUAGCUUGUUUUUGGAGCACUUUUCAGAUAUAAAGAUCAUACAGCUGUAGUGCAAUUGGGACCUUUUCAUUCAGGGAGUGUCAAUCUUGCAACUGCUAGGCAACCCUACCCGAAUACUUCUUAACACACUUCUGUGCCAAUAGCCCCCUUACCCUCACCCAAUAUUUUAAUUCAUUUUAAAUACAGAGAUGUCAAAACUUCAGUUGGGCCUGUUUCCUGGCUACAUCAUUAAAAAGUUUAGAGAAAAGGAAAAGAGAAAAGAAGUAUAGAUAAAAUACCCCUCUACCCCAAAACCAAACCAAAAAAAUGAUCUUUCCAUUAACCUUAACCCCAGUGAUCCAGACCAGAUCAUCAUAGAGAGUAUGAAAAUGAAAAUGUAGUUUUGAAAAUGAGUCAUAUUACUUGUAGUCUUAUAGAAUAGCCCAGAAGUUGAGUUUACAAAAAUACAUUACCAGUGUAAUCAUUUAUUUUACAUGUGCUAAAAGUGGGUUUGACUUUUUCUCAAGAGGUGGAUAUCCCAUUUUGGAGCCAAACUCUUCAGUUUGAGUUGAUGUUGCACACAUUGUUCAGAUUUUAGAAAAUAACAAACAGUCUUUCUUCAUUGCCUUCAGUGUAAUUGGCCUGCUCUUGUUCCAGAAGGAACUUAAGGACAUGUGUUGAAGGUAGAGGAGUGUUGAGCCAGUAUGUAAUAAUUAUCCCUUUGCUGUGCUACAGUGUGGAGUUUUGCUGUGAAUGCUGGAAAAGAUUCUGAGACUCAUUUUCUGUUUCAGAGACACAGAGCAGUUUUUUUUCUACUUCACACAAUUAAGUUGAUCAUCUUUGUUUUUCCUUUAGCGUUUAAAGAGAUUAGGUACACCUCCCGAAAGGUAAAUGAUAAAAAACAGAAAUCCCUUCCCAUUGUUUGAAUGAUGAUCUUACCCAAAGCAACUGACUGUGGGUGAGGAUAAAGGAGUUAGGAGGCCUACUCAUGAAUACUUGGACUAGACGCACAUGUGAGCUGAUUCAGUAACUGAACCAUGUCUCUAACCAGUGAUUUGACCGUGGUACCACCAUUAUAAUUCUGUCACUCAUGUCAUUGGCAAAUGGAGAGGGAGAUACAGUUUGACUUGGUGGAGUCAUUCUGCCUUCAGCAGUGAUGCAUGGAAUACAUAGCAACAUGAUAAAUAACAAGCAGGGAACAUUGCAAAUAAGACUCUCCAGUGUACAUGUAUGUAGUAGGGCUGACGCAGGUAAAGGCUGACUGAGAGUGUGAUGUGCAUUUAAGUAGAACGCCAAGUCAACACAGCGAGACGUGAUGAUUCUGGUGGGCUAGCUGUCAGCAGACACAGCAUAGCAUGACGCACAGUGUCAAGCCAGAAUUAGUUCUUUUAAAAGCAUGCUGGUAAUGCAUGUAAUGAUAAAAAAAAUAAAUAUUCAGUAUGUUACUAAGUUGCACACACUCUGUGGUUUGAUGGACAUGGUAAUGGUUAAAUACACAUUUAACUCUAAUGGCCUGCAAAUUCUAUUUUUGACCAUGGAAAAGCUUUAUAAUGCAUACUGCAUUGUGUUGUUGACAUUUAAAAAAAACCUCAGCUGACUCAUAAUCACUCACACUGCAGUGAUUGUUCAAAUACAGAUUUUUUUUUUUUUUAAAUAAUAUAUAUAUUUUUUGUUAAGGAAUUCUAUGGGAUUCUGAUUUCUGACAUAUCCAGUUUAUAGAGAGUAUAUUGUUUUUCCUGGCUUACUUUGUAAGUAUUUAAUAUGUUUUGCAUCAAAAAUAUGGCGGUUUGUCCAGCUACUCACCAUUGCAGCAGAUUUCAUUUCCAAAAUGUUUAAUCCCUUUGGGGUUUGAGAUUGGGGGUUAAAGGAGUAUUUCAUCAUUUUGGGGGGAAAUACACUUGUUCACUUUCUUCAUACCGAGACAUGGUCAUUCACAUAUUCCCCUGUAAAAAGGAAACUUUGGUUUGGUUUUGUAAUGAGAUAUACCAUGUUAACAGGUUAGCUUUAGAGGUGCUCAUGGGUGGAUUUUGUUACCAGAGCCAACGACUGCUGGUUGUAGUUUCAUAUUUACUGUACAGACAUGCGGAGGUGUCAGUCCUCUCAUCUCUUUGCAAGAAAGCUAAUAAGUGUAUUUCCAAAAUUGUUAAACUGUUCCUUUAAGUUCGUUAACGCCACCUACUAUUAUUUGAAAAGUCCCACAGUUUGGUUACUCAUGUUUUAUGAGUCAUUUGUUUGCUCAUGGUGGAGAUUACUUUAAAACCACACAACUCAUGUGAUGUAUUUAACUUCAUUAAACCAACAGUAUAAGAUUUAAAUUAUACAUUGAUGCUGCUUUAGCAUCAUAAAUAAUACAGAAAAUAUUUAUCAAAUGGGGAAAACAGACAGCUGUCAGAGAAUACUUGAGAUCAACUCUAAAUGGACCUACAUUCAAUAGAGAGCCAUGCCAAACCGCACCAGACUAAUGUCUGCUUGGUUUGAUGUAAACAAAGAGUAAAACUGCAGUUAAGACUUGAAUCCUUAAAACUGAGGAAUUUUUGGGUACUGGUGCCUGAAACAGUUUCCAAGCUCAAAAUUUGAUCGUCCCCGAUGGGACGUUCGGCUCCUCGCAGGACAUUCAGGACAAGCCGGACAUAACGCAGAGAUGUACAAACAAAAGGAAGCUUCCGCAGCUCUAACAGGGAGGAGGGUGAUAACUAACAUCACCAGCUGGUUACCAUCUUCUCCUUAGCAACCCCCAACAGGUGGCGCUGUCUUUGAUAUCUGUAACGUCCAGUGUGUCAUAGUGCUGACUCCUCUGUACAUAAUAGUGCCAUACAAGUGCCAAAGUGACACCAUAGAAGUGUUCUGUAACGUCCUGCAGAGAACUUUGUCUCAACACGCUGGAGCUCAGAGCAGAUCCUCCAGCUGUAUGUAGCCUUUCUGUGAUAUCCUCCACUUACUUUCACCAUAUCAUACAAAAGUGUCCCAAAAACAUAUUGCCUAUAAAAUAUUGUAUAUUGGUCUAGAAAACAGUAUUAUUUAGGAUGUAAUAACUGUUAAUAUGUAGGACUUUUCUACUAGUGAAGGUAUUGUCUAAUUUAGAUUAAUCUGUCUUUCCAUCAGUGGCAAAGCUGAUAACUGUUUGUUGCUUUGGUCCAAAUAAAAACAAUACUUUGCUUGAAAAUAAGUGGCACCAAUGUUGAGCUAUAGCCUGACAUUGUACAGUAAAUAAGGUUGACUGUAGAAAGUCAGCCAAACUUCACUGAUAGCAGUCCUGCACCUGUGCCUGGAUAUAAAGCUCUACUCUGAGACUUUGUGAUUGGAGCCGAUGUUGUGCCAUAUCAACCUGUGCACUGUAACAUUCAACACUCACGAAGAAGAAGCCAACAUAUUCUAGGUCUGUCUAAUGCGCCGGCAAGGGUGAUGGCGCUCGCUUGACCUUGUAUUCACCUGCGGCGACAGGACUGUUUCUUUUGGCACCUAAAUGUGCUUGAGAUGUUUUGCCUUGCAACGAGAAAAUAACUUUGGAGCAUAAACGUUUUUUUACAUCCUAUUGUUCCCAUUAUUCUCUUCUGAUGACCUUGCCUUUUGGUAACAGCAGGUUGACUUUUAUAGCGGAUCUUUAGUGACAGAAGACUUGACAUAUGAAGAGUUUACUGCCAAAAUAUGACAUUUUUGGGCAAAGCUGUUCUUAUCUGAGAUGUUUCAAGAGCCAUGGCCAACAAUGGACAGUUAUCCUGUAAAUAAGUCCAUAAUUAGUUUGACCUUUUCAUUGUCAUUACUCAUUUCUUACAGAUAGUCACUUUUUGUAGAUGAAGGAUGUUAUUUUGGAAGGAAACUCUUCAUAUGCAGAUAGAUAAUCCUUUGGUUUGAGCCUUUAGGCAGCAUGUUGCCUUUUAUUAAAGUGAAACCAUGUGCUAACCAUGUUAGUGACGGUUUUGGAGUGAUGUGUUUGCUUAUUUUGUGGGCGGUAUUCAAUAUGUGAAUUUCAUGGCUCUUUGCAGGGGACCUUUGAAAAGGAAAAGGGCAUUGAAAUAAGAAAAUAUCACUUAUAUUUUCAAAGCAUCAUGGAAGAUUUUAGAUAUGCUCUAUUGCUUCUUUGGUUUUGUUUUCUUUUUUCCUUCAAAUUACAUGAAUUUAUAUUUAAAAGCUUUAUGUUCUGUAUAUUUCUUGGAAAAGAUUACAUGAUUGUAUGUUUAUUGUAAAUACAUUAAAUAUACUAUUUUUGUUUUUAA